Colletotrichum gloeosporioides is the source of this 4002-nucleotide messenger RNA. RefSeq lists its product as uncharacterized. The record is from RefSeq and is a predicted model, not a curated record. Gene Ontology annotation, biological process: regulation of DNA-templated transcription; DNA-templated transcription. Lineage: Eukaryota; Fungi; Ascomycota; Sordariomycetes; Glomerellales; Glomerellaceae. Gene Ontology annotation, molecular function: DNA binding; zinc ion binding; DNA-binding transcription factor activity, RNA polymerase II-specific. The transcript has 5 exons. Bases 1 to 4002 code for a protein of 1333 amino acids.
AUGAAUUCCUCCAACAAUCUCCCGUUGGCCUCGGGGCCAUCACCGUCGGCUACCAUUGUUGUCUCAGCUCCAACUUUCGCCCCAAAUCCGAAUGCUCCCUCACAGUCUGUCUCGCCGUCACCUGGACCGGCCGCCCAACAAAACCAGCAGCAGCAGCCUCCGUAUCCCACUUCCGCCCCAGCCAACCAGAGCCACGCAGCGACAGCCAGCCUUUAUCAGUGUGCCCAUUGCCAGCGACGGUAUUCUCGCCCCGAGCAUCUCGCCAGACAUAUCCAGACUCACACUCUCGGCAAGCGUUUCGCCUGUCAAAUAUGCGGCAAAGCAUUCGCCCGCCAGGAUCUUCUGAAGCGCCAUGUCACUAACCACGAGAACGACAAUGACCCCAACAAGAAGAGACGCCGGACCGACACCUCGCCUGGUGCUGGUCGCGUAUCCCACGCCUGCCGGCCUUGCGCUACCGCUCGUGUCAAGUGCGAAGAGGUGAAGCCUUGCACCCGCUGUCGCAAUCGCAACCUCAACUGCGAGUACUCCUCAACCGAAGCAGGCUCUGCAGCCGCCAUGCACCUCCUCCACCUGUCCGGAAACCCCAACAACACCACAACCUCCACCCCUGGCUCGCUAGCCACGUCUCCGUCCCAGUCCGCAUACGACAGCAGCCCCUCCGCCGCGUACCAGCAGCCUCCCCAGCACCAUGCCGGUCUACCAAUGAACAUGAACGGCCAAAUUGCCUCGGGGCAGCACAUCAAGGCAGAAGGCGGUCAAUUGCCGACCCCGGAUAACGGCAUGGAACCUAUGCCGAAUGCUAUGCCCGUCAAUUACGAGAUCGGCGCACAAGGUGUCGAUAUGGCUAUGCCCUUUUCCGAUUUUCUGCAGAACGUCAUUUACGAGCCGGGCAUGGAAGCCUCGAGAAUGGCCGAAGCGCAAGGUCUCGCCGUCCUUGACUUUUGCGACAACUCGAACCUGGAGCUGAACGAGGUGGACUUUGGACUCCUCGAUCACUGGAACAUGGAUCACAUGAACCCUGGCUCGAAUCAGAGCUUUACGCCGCGCACCGACGACUCCGUCGACCUGGUUCAGAUGCGACAAACACUCGUCAAGGUCUGGACCGACUCUCCGUGGCAGUGGGCGCCAAACAACAAGGACUCUGGAUAUGUCGAGCAUGGCAACUUUUCCGUACCGUCGGGCGACACCACCAGCGCAGCCUUCCAGCAGAGCCGCAGCAAGCACCCGAGGAUCGUCAAGGACAAGCUUGACCAAUCUGGCCGGGAUCAGAUCUUGGCCAUCGUCCUGCAGACUUGCAAGAACGACGCGAUCAUGACGCGAGUCGCGUCCUCGUUCCCGUCGCUCGAGGUCAUGGACAGCCUGAUUCACAUCUACCUGGCUUCGCACUUUUGUCAAACGUCUCAAUGGAUUCACCACGGCUCGUUUUCCAUGAACGCACAAUGGCCGGAGUGGCUUGCGGUCGCAGCUUCAGCUGGAGCUACUCUUACUCCCGUGCAAACCUUGCGCAAGUUUGGGUUCGCUCUCCAGGAGGCGGUCCGUGUCACCAUUCCGGCAAGGUUCGAGGAUGCCAACACCACGAUCAAGAACCUGGGUCUGGUCCAGACGUUGAUCUUGGGCCAGGACAUUGGUCUCUGGAGUGGCAACCGACGCAAGAUGGAGAUCGCCGAGUGUCACCUCAUGAUCCCAAUCACUAUGAUGAGGUAUCGGGGCAAGUUCCAACGAGCAUCGUACCCCCUUGUCGAAGUCAAUAUGUCCGAUGAAGGCGAGGUUUUGGAGAGGAAAUGGCGGGCCUGGUGCGAGCGUGAGUCGUGGAAGAGACUACUUUUCCACUGCUUUGUGCGAGACGCUCAGACCUCCAUGACAACCCUCACCAACCCGUCGAUGUCGUACUCGGAGCUCACUCUUCCCCUCCCGGAGGCCAAGGAGAUGUGGUUUGCGAAAACGGCAGCGGAAUGGAAGAUGCAUUACUUGGAAAAAACUGCCGGGCAAAGCAAACGGCCCCCAUCGAUCGGCGACCUAUUCCGGGAUAUCAACCUCCUGGCGACCAACCGCCAACGCCUUGAUUUGCAAUUUGCAAUCUCCAUUUACCUGCAUGGCUAUUGGGCACUUAUUCUCGAGUACCUCCAGCUUUGUUCCGUCUUGCGUACCCGGACUUGGCUGAACAACACUGGGGGCCAUUCGGAGGAGGUGCUGCGCUCGAGACAUGCCGAGCUCUGCAAGGACCUGCAGGGCUUCCUGCAUGUCAGCACGGACUGGCACGAGAUGCUUUCAACACAGGAGAGCUUGGUUUUGCACCUCCUGAUGAUGAAUCUGCACUUGUCACUGAACGACUUGCAGCUGUUCUCGGGCAAGGAAGGCGAGGACCAGGCUCGUCGCGUUUUUGGCGACCUACGUGAGUGGUCGCAAAGCGCCGAAGCUCGCCAGUCUCUGUGGCACGCCGGCCAGAUCUUGCGCCAAGCCAAGAUGUUCCCUCCAGGCCAUCUGAAGGACUUUUACGCUGUAGCCGUACACCACGCGUCUCUGGCGAUUUGGACGUACGGAGUUGUGACCAAGGCGGUGGGCAACAAGCCGACGCCACAGACCGGAUACGAACAGGAGAACGUCUUCCUAGACGGCACAGAGUCGACCGUUGUACACCGCUUUAUCGGCUUCAGCCAAGGUCGUCCAGUAAUUUUAGGACCCAUGAGCAGAGCGGGCGCAACCGAGGCUUCGGUCGACGACCCCAAGGCCUGCAUGGAAAUUGCCCAGGAGAUCCUCCGGGCCAACUUCAGAGACUCGACGGACACACAUCCGCCGAUUGUUGAGAAUCUUUGUCUUCUGAUCAAGCAGCUGGGACACGCUGCUUGGGCUGUUGGCAUCUCGCCCGUCGAGCCUCGCACGGUGGCCGUCGUCGCCACGACGGUCGUCGCGACCAUCUCCCUCCUCUCCCUCGCUCGCCUGGGCUUGUACGUGAAAUGGAGCUCCUCGAUUCCCAGCCCUCUCAAGACCAAGAUCCCCGAGCUCACGAGCGAGGAGAUCAAGAGACUUCACUAUCGCCCCGACCACUUCCCGGGUGCCCGCGACGUGGAGACGCCGUACGGUUGCAUGCGUGUGUACGAAUGGGGCUCAACCACCGGACCCAAGGUCAUCCUCAUCCACGGCAUCAGCACAUCCUGCAUGACCCUUGGCCUCAUCGCCCACGCCCUCGUCGCCCGCGGCUGCCGCGUCAUGCUCUUCGACCUCUUCGGCCGCGGCUUCUCUGACGGCGUCGGGGACCUCCCCCACGACACCCGGCUGUACACCACCCAGGUCCUCCUCGCCCUCGCCUCCUCCCCACUGGCCUGGUCCGGCCAGAACUCCAUCAGGGUCAUCGGCUACUCCCUCGGCGGCGCCGUCGCCGCAGCCUUCGCCGCCGCCUUCCCCGACAUGGUCCAGAGCCUCGUCCUGCUCGCGCCCGCAGGCAUCAUCCGCGCGGCCAACUUCGGACACCUGGCGCGGCUCACGUUCCAGUCGGGCAUCAUCCCCGACCGGAUCCUCGCCUCCAUCACGGAGAGCAGGCUGAAGAAGCCCCUGGCGCCGAAGCGGUCCAACGUUGUUGAGGACGAGGACGACCCGGCAGAGAAGCUUGUCGACAUCGCCGCCGCCGAGGCGUCCUCUCCUGACGGCGGCGACCUCCCCGUCGACCAGGUCGUGCGCCAGUACAUCUCCUGGAUGGUCGUGAACCACCGCGGCAUGGUCCCCGCGUUCAUGAGCUGCGUCAAGCACGGCAUCCUGACGGAUCUGCACGACACGUGGCGCGCCCUGGGGAGGAGGAAGAAGGGCACCACGGCCGUCUUGAUCGGCCGGGCGGACGAGGUCAUCUUCGCGGAGCAUUACGCCGAGGACGGGCUGCCGCUGCUGGGCGGCGAGGAGAAUGUGCACUGGAGGGUCCUCCCUGGCGGGCACGAUUUUGUUAUGACCAAGAAGGAUUGCAUCAUGCGCGAGCUGGAUGAGUUCUGGGGUAUGAAGCUGCAGGCGUAG